Messenger RNA from Lactuca sativa (garden lettuce), 3231 nucleotides. Its product is annotated as U-box domain-containing protein 5. Lineage: Eukaryota; Viridiplantae; Streptophyta; Magnoliopsida; Asterales; Asteraceae. Gene Ontology annotation, biological process: protein ubiquitination. Gene Ontology annotation, molecular function: ubiquitin-protein transferase activity. The record is from RefSeq and is a predicted model, not a curated record.
CCCAAACCUCAACCCCAAAGAUUCCGAUAUUAAUUGAUAUGCCCCAUGAUAAGUCUCCAUACGAGUCUGUUUGUGAAGCUUUUCAACUUCUUGUGGUGUAGCUUUACUUCCAAAAUAAUUCGCUGCUCUUCUAUUUUGUCCACUUUUUCCUUUGAUAGCUAAAGGAUAGCUUUAUUGAUGUUUCUUGGCUUCUUCAUCGACAAUUCUUGCUUUUUGAUUGGUCUUCUUGGAUAUUUUUUGCUUUGACUAUGGGAAUUGAAUUCUAAUCGAUCCCCUGAGGGUUUUUUGGUUUCCAGGAAAAGAGAAAUUUGGGGUUUUGACAAAGAAAAAAGAUUAUUGACUCUGAUUUUGGAGGCUGCGAAUCAUCGUGAAAGCUCCUUGUAUACAAUUUCUUGAUUAUCAUGGAAAGGAAAAGAUACCCACAAGAAAUUGAGAGUUUCCGAGGAGUUUAAUUAUAAAAGGGUUUUCCUCUUUCCCAAAAAGCGAUUCUAAAAGAUUGAACAUUUAACGUUUUGGGUAAAAUUCUGAUUUGGGUUUCUCGCAACUUCCAUAAAGAAAAUUUUCGAGCGCUUUUGGCUGUUAGUAGCAGUUUGAGUGUAUUCAGCUAAGCAAAGUCUCCGUGGUGAUCACAAUUAACAGACUUAGAUUAGCUCUUUCACACAGAUGGGGACUGACAUUACUGAAACAGUGGAGAACUUUCCAUCGCCGAUUAACAUCAAGGUGCAUAGCUUUAUGUGUACAGAACUUAUGAAGCUAGUCGAGAGUGUUCUUGAAAUAUUUCCAGAAAUAGAAGCAGCUAGACCUCGAUGUGAAUCUGGUAUUCACUCGCUUGUUCACUUAAAUUUUGCAAUCGAUAAAGCAAAAUCGUUGAUUCGCGAUUGCAGUGAAUCCAGUAAGCUUUACUUGGCACUCACAGGAAAUACGGUUCUUUCAAGAUGUAAAAAAACAAAAAUCUUAUUGGAACAGAGUUUGAGCCAGAUACAAAACAUGGUUCCUGUGAUGCUUGCAUCAAAGAUCUCACUGAUAAUUACAGAGCUUAGGAGGGUGAAAAUUAGUUUAGAUCCAUGUGAAGAAGAAGCUGGAAAAACUGUAAAAUCAUUACUCAAAGGGUACAAUAAUACUGGAAAUUCUUCAGAAUAUGAAAAUGAGUGUAUUCGAAUAGUUGCUUUAAAGCUUCAAAUAACAUCUCAAAAAGCUCUUGUAAUUGAACGAAGAUCAAUCAAGAAACUUUUAAACAAACUUGUUGAAGGAGAUAAUGAUCAACAAAAGAAACAGAUUCUCAUGAUCCUUUUGGAUUUGCUAAAAAAACAUGGUCAUUCAAUCGCAUCUGUGCAUGAAGAGAACGAUAGCAUUGUUCAAAAUCAAGUUUAUUGGUCCCGGAGAGUUGACUAUUCUGUUGACCGUGAAGAACCUCCGAAGGGUAUUUUUGGAAGAGGUGAAAGUACACCUCCAGAAGAGUUCAAGUGUCCGAUUUCUCUCAAGGUGAUGUAUGAUCCUGUUGUUAUUGAUACUGGAGAAACAUUUGAACGAAUGUGGAUUCAGAAAUGGUUUGAAGAAGGUAAUGAUAUUUGUCCAAAAACUAAAAGGAAACUAUCGAACUUUUCAUUGACACCAAAUACGACCAUGAAGGGUAUGAUUUCACAAUGGUGUGAGACUCAUGGUGUCACUAUUUUGGAUCCAUGUGUUGACUUUUCAACCGAUGUAAGCACGUGGGAGAAUUCAUCUUCUUCGGUUACUAGUUUGAGCUCUAUGUAUAGUCUUCAACUUCCGGUUGUUGAUUUCAGUAACUUAUCGCUCAGUUCUUUGGAAAAUACUCGUGAUAUGGAUGUGGAGUUAUCUCAAGAACUUGAUGAUUCGCUUCCAUGGAAGUCACAAUUCAAAUUUGUUGAAGAUCUCAUGGCCCGUUUGAAUGAUGAUGAUCGUGGUUGUCGAUUCAUAUCAAGCGAGAAUUUGAUUGAGUCGAUUGUGAGAUUCUUGAAAGUUGCACGCGAUAUAAAUGAUGUUAAAGCUCAGAGAAUCGGAUGUUUGCUAUUGCAAAUCUUAAUAACCAAAUGCAGGAGUAUAAAGAUAUUGAGUAACGAUGCAUACGAGUUGAUAUCAGAGUUCCUUGAUUCGGAAAUGAUAGAAGAGGCGCUCGCUAUAAUUGAAAAUUUGUCUUCCCACCAAAAUCAUCGAUCUGAAAUCGCAUCUUCUCGUGUUCUUACUCAAAUUCUAAAGAUUCUCGAUUCCCAAAUCAUACAAUUUCAAACUCCAGCCCUAAAAAUUCUCUAUAACUUGACUUCGAACAGAAACUUCCGUUCACUCCUUUCAUCAGAUCUGAUCCCUAAACUUGUCGCCCUUUCUGAAGACGAAUCACUCUCAAGAUACGGCAUAGCAAUCUUGACAAAUCUAUGUGGGAAUCAAGAUAAUAAAAGCAUAAUUGCAGAAACCGAAGGGUGUGUAUCUUUUGUUGCUAGGGUUCUUGAAAGCAGGAGUUGUGAGGAGCAAGAACAGGCUUUAGAGAUUCUUCUUUCGUUAUGUUCUCAAAGCAUUGAGUAUUGUAGAUUGGUGAUGGAUGAAGGGGUGAUUCCUGAUGUUGUUUCAAUUAUCAUGAAUGGAAAUGAUAAAGGAAAAGCAAAAGCACAUGAAAUGCUUCGGCUUUUGAAAGAUGUUGAAGAGCCUGUGGAAGAAUCUCCUCCACCUGUUUAUGAUGUUUUAAAGGAUUCAAAUAACUUUCAGGUUGAAAAGAAGACGUCUUCUAGAACUUCAAGGUUUUUUUCAAAGUUUUCUUCCAAAGGUUCUUUGGCUCAAAAAAGGAAAGUAUAGGUUUUGCAGUUAUUUUGCUCAAACCAUAUGUGCAGUUUUGGGUGGAUUGAUCUAAUAACUCUAUUUUUUUAGGCUUGUUAUUAUUUGUGUAUAUUAGUUGUAGUAGAAUGGUUGUAUGCAUAUGCUAUUUAAACUGUAAACACGCAUGAAGGAAUGUUCGUGUUCUUCAGGAUUCUUAACUAAAGAUUCAUUUUGUGUGAAGAAUCCAACUUGAGUUCAGAAUCAUGAUUCAUCCUGCUGAUAGGAAAAUCUGUAACCAUUUAGUUAUAACUUCAAGAACUAGUUUGUAGACAUAAAGAACUGGUUUUGUACUUCAUUUCUUUAGAUCAUGGUGAUCUACAUGUAAAGUUUUGUUGGCUGUUUCUUUUUUAAGGUUUUUGAACAAGUUAACAUUUCUGGUUAUGGGUAUUCGGUUUUUUGGUCUUA